CACAAAAGGCGUUGGAUUAAACUACAUCUCCCACAAAAGCCUCUCCUCAUUCCAAGGAAAGCCCCGUUCUGGCAGCUCCUUCAGUGAAUACAGCCUCUCCUCCGCUCCAUGUUACUGAGGAGAGAGGAGCGGAGCGGCGGCGACGGAUCCGCGGUCAUGGCGCUGCAGUAGGACACAUAAAGCACACGCUCCUCUAGCCCUGCACAGAAAUCACACACCGGCAGGAGUCUAUCAGCGACGGCGGAGGAGAGCGCGAUCAUGCGGUGCGCGGACAGCAGAAUCUGAGCGCGUCUGCCGUUAAAGAUGAGCGCGGAGCAGCAGCGCGACUGGACGCGGGCGGAGGUGCAGCGGCUGUCCCGGGAGCUGGCGGAGACCACGCGGGAGAAGAUCCAGGCGGCGGAGUACGGGCUCGCGGUGCUGGAGGAGAAGCAGCAGCUGAAGCAGCAGUACGACGAGCUGGAGGCGGAAUACGAGAGCGUCCGCCAGGAGCUGGAGCAGCUGCGAGAGGCAUUUGGACAGGCCCACUCCAACCACAAGAAGGUGGCGGCUGACGGCGAGAGCCGCGAGGAGUCGCUCAUCCAGGAGUCGGCAUGUAAGGAGGCGUAUUACGAGCAGCGCAUGCAAGAGCUGCAGUCCGAGCUGCGACAAGCACGUAACAUCCUGACCAACGUCCAGUCAGAGAACGAUCGGCUCGCUACCAUCACUCAGGAACUCAGAGAGAACAGUCAGAUGGUGGAGCUGCAGAGGUCUCGUCUGCGCGACGACAUCAAGGAGUUCAAGUUCAGAGAGGCUCGUCUGCUGCAGGACUACAGCGAACUCGAGGAGGAGAACAUCACCCUCCAGAAACAUGUUUCUGUCUUAAAACAGAGCCAGGUUGAGUUCGAGGGUCUGAAACAUGAAAUUCGCCGUCUGGAGGAAGAUACCCAGUUUCUGAACAGCCAGUUGGAAGACGCCAUCCGUCUGAAGGAGAUCGCAGAGAGGCAGCUCGGGGAGGCGCUGGAAACCAUCAAGACUGAGAGGGAGCAGAAGGCCGCCUUAAGAAAGGAGCUGUCACAGUACAUGACCAUCGGAGACUCGAUGUACCACAGUCCUUUGAGCAUCUCCCUCGAUGGGCUGAAGUUCAGCGACGACACCUCAAUCGAGCCCAACAACGACGAACCCCUCCACGUCUAUGAGAAUGGCUUUGACAAGAUCGACAACAACGACAACCGUGUUUCCACGCCCAAAAAAGGAGAGCUGUUCCACCCUUCCUCCAGCCUCGUGGACAAUCUGCUGAAUGAGCUCAACAUCUCAGAGAUCCAGAAGCUCAAACAACAACUGCUGCAGGUGGAGCGAGAGAAGGUGACGCUGCUGUCUACGCUGCAGGAGUCUCAGAAGCAGCUGGAGCAGGCUCAUGGAGCGCUCUCUGAGCAGCACGAGAAGGUCAGCCGUCUCACGGAGAACCUCAACGCCGUCCGCAAACUCCAGGCCAGCAAGGAGCGCCAGUCCGCUCUGGACAACGAGAAAGAUCGCGACAGCCACGAGGACAGUGAAUACUACGAGGUGGACAUCAACGGCCCCGAGAUCCUGGAGUGCAAGUACAAGGUCGCUGUGUCUGAGGCGAGUCAACUGAAGGAGGAGCUCAAAACGUUAAAGGCAGAACAUUCAGCCUGUCAGUCUGAGUAUAAGGAGGAGCGGGCGCAGCUGGAGAGCCAGGUUGCAUCUUUAGGCACGCAGGUCACUUCUCUGGAGCGCAGCGGCAGAGCCGACCGCGAGCAGCUGGCACGGCUGGAGAAAGAGCUCCGUCAAGCCAGUGAAGUGGCAGGCGAAUCCCAGGGCAGCCUUAACAUCGCACAAGACGAGCUCGCCACCUUCAGCGAGGAGCUAGCCAACCUCUACCAUCACGUAUGCAUGUGCAACAACGAAACGCCGAACCGCAUCAUGCUCGACUACUACCGCGAAGGUAAGGCUGGCGUUAAUGGCGCGCAGACCAGCCCUGACGGUCGCGGACGCCGCUCUCCCAUCCUGCUGACCCGCGGCCUCUUCCCCAGCGACGGAGCGUCGUCUCCAGUCUCCUCCGUCCCGUCCCCUGUGGCUGAUCCCCGCAAAGAGCCCAUGAACAUCUAUAACCUGGUGGCUAUCAUCCGUGACCAGAUCCGACACCUGCAGCUAGCGGUGGACCGCACCACCGAGCUCUCGCGCCAGCGCAUGGCUUCCCUGGAGCUGGGUCUCGGGGCAGACCGAGACCAGGAGGCCAGCGUGGAGGAGAUCCUCAAGCUCAAAUCGCUCCUCAGCACCAAGAGGGAGCAGAUAGCCACGCUGAGAACCGUCCUGAAGGCCAACAAACAGACCGCUGAGGUGGCGCUGGCCAACCUGAAGAGCAAAUAUGAGAACGAAAAGGCCAUGGUGACUGAAACCAUGAUGAAGCUUCGCAACGAGCUCAAAGCCCUAAAAGAGGACGCAGCCACUUUCUCCUCCCUCAGGGCCAUGUUUGCCACACGCUGUGAUGAGUACGUGACUCAGUUGGAUGAGAUGCAGAGGCAGCUGGCUGCUGCGGAGGAUGAGAAGAAGACGCUGAACUCCCUCCUCCGUAUGGCCAUCCAGCAGAAGCUGGCGCUCACCCAGCGCCUGGAGGACCUGGAGUUCGACCACGAGCAGACCCGCCGCGGCGGAGCCAACGGCCGCUCCAAGACCGCCGCCUCGCGCGGGAAACCCACCCACUCCCACGUAAGUCACCCUGCCGCCAAUGCCACCUGCGGGGGUCGAGGCGAGCCCAACGGCCUCCUGGGAACGCCGGUGGUGUUCUGCAGUGAGAAGUACAAGAUCUACUGCGACUGAAGCUGCGCGGGCCUCGUCAGCUGUUGUACAAAGCUCCACUCACGCGCUCUCUUGCUUGCUGUGUGCUAACCCAUAUGAUGUGUCCGUGUGUUUAGGGCUAAAUAUGGUCAUGCCUGCUAGCAUCCUCGUAGCCAGGUGCAUGUUGUAGUGCUAGCUAAGGGCAGAAUGAUAUAACGUUUAGUCUUAUAGGUGAAGUGUUUCUGCUAGCAGCACCAAACCCAAUUGCACAAUUUUACAGCUCAAGGCAGCGUUUCUAGAUUAGACGUGAUAGAGAGAGCUAGCCAUAGGAUUGUUGAAUUGUGGUCACAAGUCAAUAGCCAUUCGCCCUUUUCCUCUGUCCAUCUCUCUCCUGCCUCUGAAAUCAGCAGCCCGUCCAAUCAGGUAACUCGUGUUUACAUGCCCGAGCAAACUAAAUAUGCAAACCUCCACCCUGCCUUGUUGACGUGCAGGAAAACUCAUAGAAGUGUGCCAUUUUUGUUUUGUUUUUGCGAGAAAACAGAAAUAACAUCAAAAAUGAAAAUCGACGGGUUGGAGAGUGUGUGUUUUAACGAUGUCACUCGUGAGGCAGGCGGGAACGACGCGUUCAUAAAUCGAUAUGCGCCACGAAGCCAAUGGGCUUCUGGCUUGCUUUUUCAUUUGAUGUCUGGCUGCAGAACUGAGAGCUUUAAUAUGUCUUAGACUCGAUUACAUUUACUUGAGCACACACGGCUUUACACGGUGAAGUCACGGUGAAGGGCUUGCCACAUGCUGUCAAUAUAUUUCCAUUGCAGAUGAAACAUUAGAGAGGCCUUAUCUGUCGUUUCUGUGCUCUAAAUAGCGUGGCCGUCUCAUUUCAAGACGAGGACAAACCGAUGUCUCUUUUUGGCAAACAAAAGAUUCAAAGUUUCAGGCUUUCAUUCUCUGGCUUGCUUAAAACGUCCUGAAUCAGCUUUUCUUGAUAAGAUCAUAUAUUCCUAGUCACACUCAUCCUUCGCAUUAGUAACCUGUGAUAUGAAACUCUCAUCUUCAUAUAAUCACAUUCACCGUUUUCUAUUUGCUUCGCAUGAAAGACUGACAACUGAAGCGGUCGAUGCUAACUAGGGUUUUUAGACAAGCUUUCAAAUAGAUUAUAAACUUUUAUUUCAGUUUAUGUCAAUACAUGAAUUGCUGCAAAUUUGCUAAUGAAUGGCUUCUCUGAAUCGCUGUAUUUGUAAAGGAAAAGUGCAGCACCACACAUUUCAGGAACUUCAAAAUGAUAGCAGUGUUAAAUAAAGAUUACAUGCGUCUUUCACAUUCUGUGACAUUCUCUAGUCCAGUUAAUCUAGCAAGGUCUGUUCCCAUAUGAUCUAGUGGUUUGGAUUCCUGGUUGUUACCAGGCGGCCCGGGUUCGAAUCCCGGUAUGGGAAGGGAUGCCUCUGGCACUGCCCACACUCAUCAGAUUAUUGACGUUCAUGUUGGAAUUUAACUGACCUGUCACAGAAAAAGACGAAUGUCUCAUAAAAAAAACCCCAUCAUUCUUGGUUGGUGUGACAUUUUUGUCCAAAUUUUAAAACGGCCAGUUCAAAUUUGCUCGCUUCAGUUACCAGUGAAACAUUAGCAGUCAGUUGGUCUGCGUUUCGCCAAGAGGAGUUAAGUGUUAAAGGUUUUGACCGGUCAAUGGUGAAACAUUUAUACAACUCAUUAACAUUCAAUACUUGUUUUGCUUGAUCUGGUGAGGUUGAGGUUUUUAGUUCUUGUGAGAACCUCUGGCUUCCUGCAUCCUGUACUACUUCCCUUCCACACUCACCAACACAACACAACACUCACCAACACAACUUUUUUUUCAUGGGCUGUGUUUGGCUUCUGCUGACUAACCCGAGUUUUCCGUUGAGUUCUGCUGGAACGCCGCUUGAGCAGAUGCAGAUGCAGCCGCUGCGUAACGUUAACCGUAAUGCUAACAGCUUUCAUUUCUUUGUUCCGAUUUGCAGUAUUGUUCAGCCUGAGCUGGAGCUCAACAUUGCACCACUGCCUACAAACCCAGUAAACGGUCUUGGACCUACGAGAUGCAUUUGGGUUCUUUUUACACACAUGGGAAGCCAGAGGUCACAAAGUCCUGAAAACUUUAAUGCUUAAAAUUCAAGUACAAAAAAAAGAACAUGGGCUAAUGUUCUUUUCAUCAAUGUUUUGAGAUUUUGUAACCUUUGAUCUUUUUAAUAUAAGGCUAUAUUGCUUUUUAUUAUAUUAGUCUAUGGUUUGAGGUGUUCUGGUUUACGAGUCUGUUCACGUAUUUUACACUACUAUUUUAAGAGUAUUCGAUUUCAUUAUGUACGUCCUCUGUAAGCAGAGCUCAACGUCACGUAAUCAUAACUCAGAUGAUCCAUAUUCUUCAGUUCUGUCAUCUUUAUGAAAUGAAUCCAUAAGAUUAUCUGUGUUUUACUGAAAUGUUAUGUUUUUCACAUUGACACAUUUUACGGCCACGUUUUAAUGCUGGGCUUUCGUCUAUUUAUUAUUUGAAUAUUUCAAAGUGAACAAAUAAAAAAAAAUGUGGCUUAAUCUAAUCAGAAGGCUUUGGUUAAACAAAACCAGCAACUCGAUCAAAAAAAAAAAAAAUUUUUUUUUCGUAACACUUCACAAUAAGGUUCAAAUAACAAACAAUGCAGCAUUUAUUAAUCUAGUAUCACUAUAUAGGAAUACGUUUUAUAACGUUGUAUAGGUUAACGUAUUAUGAUCAAACGUGAAUUAACAAUAAACGAGAACAUUCAUAUAUUAACAAUAACCUGGAUGAAUUAAGAAUUGUACCUUAUUGUAAGUGUUCAUAAUUUUGUUUCAAGCACCUUCGCUCAAGCUUUACGUGGGUCACUGACCUUCUGCAUUCUGUACAAGAGGAAAUGAAUUAAUUCCAAAUUGGAAUGCUGUAAUUCUCUCUGUCUAUCGUGCCAAGUGUCGGUACAACGUUUGGGUUGGUUAAAAGGAUCAGAAGCGCUGAGACGAGGGUCUGCCCUGCUUUACCUUGCCCUCCGUUUGGUUCGUUUUUCGUUUAUGAUCUUCAUUCUGACCAUUAGUGCCUUUUUGUUCUUUGAAGAGAGAAUCCUAGCUUAGCGUUUAGUUUUUGUAUUUAAUUUUUCUCACUCCUUAAGGAAGAACAGCAGAUGACUUGUUUUAAACUUAGCAGCAGCAAUAAGUACAGAAGACAUUCAUUCUGUUUUCAAGGGUGUGAAAAUAUCAAUUAUUAGAGAAAUAAAACAGAUUGUACGGAAUUCGUCAGGUCAGUGAUCCUAAUAGCAAAUUCAGGGGUUUUAGAAAACGUUAUGUUUCGUCAAAUGGUUUGAAGCCAGAAUUAUUGUUUGCCUCAAUAUGAACAAAACGUUUGAGACACGAAACCUAUGGUGUUUUGUUGUCGGAGACUGGUGUUAUUCUAGCUUUGUAUGGUGAGGUAGCUGAGGUCAUGUGAUUAUUGAUAGUAUUGUUAACAAUUGUGAGAAAGCUUGUCCUCUUUCUGUCCAAUUGGUUUUUUGUUUUGUUUUUUUAUACGUUUUUCACAUGGUUAUAUGAGCAUUACAAAUUCAGGAAACAGAAAACAUGUUGCAUCAACAAGCAAAUGGUGCCACAAAGUCACAUUUUGUUUGUUGAGGCGUAAAAUUAAUAAAUACAGUCAGCAAGUGAGGAGAAACUAAAUUAAGUGCAAUUAAACCAAAACGAAGUUAUGUGGUAACUGAGGUUUUCUGUUUGCUGGAAGUGAUGGCAUUGUGAUAUUCAACUAGCUGUGGAAGCUUAUUAUUGGAAACUCUUAUUAUUGUGUUCCAGUAUUGAUCUAUAGGGAUCUAUAAGUUUGAUACCUUUAUAUGAAAUAACAUUCAUUUGUUUGUAUUAAUUUGAAAUGUCGUCAGUACUGAACUUUAUAAUGUGCAUUAUUAUGUCAUAUGCAUGUUUCUUUCAGCUAUGAGACUUGUACACAGAACCGAAAACAAACUUAGAACUCCAAAGACUUGGAAAAAAGACAAAAAAGAAGAGAGAAAUGUUUGGUUUUUAAUUGGUCCCUUACCCUUGAACUAACCGAGUUGAAGUAUUGUUUUCUAGAGGUUUGUCUGUGUAGAAGUAGUCAAGCCGGCUCAAGUCAGUAAAUACAAAUAAAAAGUCAUUCGGCA
This is a messenger RNA of Onychostoma macrolepis, 6920 nucleotides long. RefSeq names its product protein bicaudal D homolog 2 (gene bicd2a). Bases 304 to 2817 code for a protein of 837 amino acids. The record is from RefSeq and is a predicted model, not a curated record. Gene Ontology annotation, molecular function: cytoskeletal adaptor activity; dynactin binding; dynein complex binding. NCBI's taxonomy places the organism in Eukaryota, Metazoa, Chordata, Actinopteri, Cypriniformes, Cyprinidae. The transcript is spliced from 9 exons. Gene Ontology annotation, cellular component: cytosol; Golgi apparatus. Gene Ontology annotation, biological process: microtubule anchoring at microtubule organizing center; protein localization to organelle; regulation of microtubule cytoskeleton organization.